Molecule: messenger RNA, 1184 nt
Organism: Microtus oregoni (creeping vole)
Lineage: Eukaryota; Metazoa; Chordata; Mammalia; Rodentia; Cricetidae
Gene: Sds
Product: serine dehydratase
Exons: 8
Coding region: 83-1066 (327 amino acids)
Biological process (GO): L-threonine catabolic process; L-serine catabolic process
Molecular function (GO): threonine deaminase activity; L-serine ammonia-lyase activity; pyridoxal phosphate binding
Source: RefSeq, a predicted model, not a curated record
GUCCUGCCAACCUUCUACUCUCCCAGGACACAGACACAAUCUACAUCUCUCGCUGCUCUGUCCAGCUCCUUCUGUGCCAGCCAUGGCAGUCCAGGAGCCCCUCCAUGUGAAGACCCCGCUGCGUGACAGCAUGGCCCUGUCCAAAGUGGCUGGCACCAGUGUGUACCUAAAGAUGGACAGUUCCCAGCCCUCGGGCUCCUUCAAGAUCCGAGGCAUUGGACACCUCUGCAAGACGAGGGCAGCACAAGGCUAUAGACAUUUUGUCUGCUCUUCAGCGGGCAAUGCAGGCAUGGCAACGGCCUAUGCUGCCAGAAGGCUGGGCAUCCCGGCCACUAUCAUUGUUCCUAGCACCACACCCACCCUCACCAUUGAGCGGCUCAAGAAUGAAGGUGCCACAGUUGAAGUCGUGGGAGAGAUGUUGGAUGAGGCCAUCCAGCUGGCCAAGGCUCUAGAAAAGAACAACCCGGGCUGGGUGUACAUACAUCCCUUUGAUGACCCUCUCAUCUGGGAAGGCCACACUUCCAUCAUCAAGGAACUGAAGGAGACGCUGAGUGCCAAGCCUGGGGCCAUUGUGCUCUCCGUUGGCGGCGGGGGCCUGCUGUGUGGAGUUGUCCAGGGGCUGCAAGAGGUGGGCUGGGAGGAUGUGCCUGUCAUCGCCAUGGAGACCUUCGGUGCCCACAGCUUCCAUGCUGCCAUCAAGGAAGGGAAGCUGGUCACCCUGCCCAAGAUAACCAGUGUUGCCAAGGCCUUGGGUGUGAACACUGUGGGGGCGCAGGCCCUGAAGCUGUUUUACGAACACCCCAUUUUCUCUGAGGUCAUCUCGGACUGGGAGGCUGUGUCCGCUAUUGAGAAGUUUGUGGAUGACGAGAAGAUCCUAGUGGAACCCGCGUGCGGCGCAGCUCUGGCUGCAGUGUACAGUGGCGUGGUGUGCAGGCUGCAGGAUGAGGGCCGGCUGCCAAGGCCGCUGGCUUCACUGGUGGUGGUCGUGUGUGGCGGCAGCAACAUCAGCCUGGCCCAGCUGCAGGCUCUCAAGGCACAGCUCGGUCUGAACGGGCUGCCCAAGUGACCCCGCACCCCUAAGUAGUGUGGGCAGAGGAUGCACCUGACAGUGGCCCCACCCUCCUUCACCCAUGUUUAUAAUGUGCACUUUUUCAUUGUAAAUAAAUAAUAUAUAUAUUUAUAAA